AUGCAGUCUCGUGCUGUUGACACUGGGGUCGACCUACGUGUUCCAGAAGACCAACCGAUUGGUACCAUCGUCGGGCGUAUCCCGUUAAAGCCAGGGUUCACAUAUCGCUUCAAUGAACCUCCAAAAGAAUUUAUUCUUGACCCAGUGUCUGGUGAAAUUAGGACUAACGUUGUUUUAGACAGAGAAAGUGUUGACCGAUAUGCUUUUGUUGUCUUAUCAAGCCAGCCUACUUACCCCAUUGAAGUAAGAUUACGUGUGACUGAUGUUAAUGAUAACUUUCCUGAAUUCCCAGAGCCAAUCAUAGCUGUCGCAUUUUCUGAAAGUGCAGCAGCUGGAACUAAACUUUUACUUGAUGCUGCAACCGAUAAAGAUUUAGGUGAAAAUGGGAUUGCUAAUGACUAUAAAAUAGUAGAUGGAGACAAUGAAGGAAAGUUUCGAUUAAAUGUUACUGUAAAUCCGAGUGGUCAGACAUCGUACUUGCAUUUAGAAACAACCGGAAAAUUGGAUAGAGAAACAAAUGAUUUUUACAUUCUAAAUAUAUCUGCUCGUGAUGGUGGUAAUCCACCUAAAUAUGGAUACUUACAAGUAAAUGUAACCAUUUUAGAUGUCAAUGAUAAUCCUCCAAUAUUUGAUCAAAGUGAUUUUUCAGUAUCUUUAAAUGAAAGCGUUACUCCGGGAACAACAGUUUUAAAAGUUACUGCAACAGAUAGUGAUUUAGGUGAUAACAGUAAAAUAACGUAUGAAGUGACUGAUACAGAGAAACAAUUUGCAGUGGAUCCAGAGUCAGGAGUUAUAACAACUACUAAGAAAUUAAAUUGUCCUAAGUAUUGUCCUAAUACUACUUGUAAUAUGACCUGCGUAUUGACAGUGAUUGCAAAAGAUCACGGCGUACCGCGCCAAGAUGCUAGAACUUAUGUAACUGUCAAUCUUAUUGAUGCCAACGAUCACGAUCCUGUUAUUACUUUUACAUAUGUACCACCAACAGCUAAUUUUGCUACAGUAGAUGAAAAUGCAAAAAAUGGUUCCCUUGUUGCUGCUAUUACAGUUACAGAUUCUGAUGCUGGAUUAAAUGGUAUUACUAGUGUCAGUAUUAUAUCCGGAAAUGAGUUGAAUCAUUUUCGCUUAGAAAACUCUUCUAGUGUAUAUAUUGUACACGUAAAUGGAGUAUUGGAUAGAGAAGAAAUAAGCAAAUAUAAUUUAACAGUUAUUGCUAGCGACAGAGGAACUCCUUCCCGAACCACUACCUCUUAUUUAGUGAUUCACGUCAACGAUGUUAAUGACCAUGAACCAGUGUUUGAAAAAUCUGAGUAUUCAGCUAUUUUGAGUGAACUCGCACCACCUGGAACAUAUAUUGCUAGUAUUACUGCUGCUGAUGAAGAUACAGGCGUAAACGCUGAAAUAUAUUAUGAUUUUUAUGACGGCAAUCAGCAACAGUGGUUUUAUAUAGAUCAUUUUACGGGUUUAGUUACAACAAAAUCAAUAUUAGAUAGGGAAAUUCAAGGAACUGUUGAAUUAAAUGUUUCAGCUAGGGAUGGAGGACCUAAUCCUAAAUGGGCGUAUACAAGAUUAAAAGUUACAAUAUUAGAUGAAAAUGAUGAAGCGCCUUCAUUUCCUCAAUCCCAAAUUAAUGCCACUUUGCACGAAAACAUAAGGCCAGUUAAAGAAAUACUGAUUUUGACUGCUUCUGAUUAUGAUCAAGGCACAAACGGUUCAGUUUCUUAUUAUUUACCGACAAGUAUAGAAAGAAAAUAUCCUAAUACAUUUAUUUUAGAUCCUAUAACUGGACAAUUGAGUACAAUUAUUGAAUUAGAUAGAGAAAAAAUACCCAUGUAUGAAAUACAAGUUCUAGCAAAGGAUCAAGGAUUUCCUCCUCAAUCGUCUACUGCUACUAUAUUUCUUAAAGUUUUAGAUGUCAAUGAUAAUGCUCCAAUAUUUUAUCCUCAAAGAUACAUAGAAACUAUAAAUGAUGACUUACUUCCUGGCACUACUAUAUUACAAGUAAAAGCAUUUGAUUUGGAUGAAGGCAUAAAUGCUAAAAUUAUUUAUAAACUGGAAAGCGGUGGUGAUGGUUACUUUGAAGUAGAACCGUGGACAGUUUUUCCUGAUGGAUUUUUGUAUGUUAAAAGCCCGUUAGAUAGAGAAGAUAGAGAUUAUUACUCAUUGACAAUAGUGGCAACUGAUUACGGAGUACCACCAAGAUCUUCUCAAGUUCCUGUUGUUAUACACGUUUUAGACGAAAAUGACAACAGCCCCCAAUUUACAAAUACUACAUUUAUAUUUAAAAUAAAAGAAAAUGAACCUCUAGAUACUUUUGUAGGAAAAUUAACGGCUACCGAUAAAGAUAUAGGACGUAAUGCAGAAUUAACGUUCAGUUUACCGAUUGCCCAAAGUGAUUUUAGAAUAGAUCCAAGAAAUGGCUUUAUAAAAACUCUGAAGACUUUUGAUAGAGAGAGUUUAGCUCAUAAUACUGGUCAAAAUUAUAUUACUUUAACUGUCACUGUAAGUGACAAUGGAAAAAUAAAAUUAUCGGAUUCAGUUAGAGUCACAAUUUACAUAACAGAUGUAAACGAUAAUGCUCCUAUAUUUACACGGACACCAUACAAAGUAGAAGUCUCAGAAGGAGCAACUGUGGGAGCUUCUAUAAUGAGAGUAUUUUCAACUGAUGCUGAUGAAGGUCUUAAUGGUGACAUAUAUUAUAAGCUUAUUGGAGGUGACGAAGGGGAAAUAUUUUCUCUAGAUGAGGCUACAGGACAAUUGCUCAUAAAUAAACCUUUAGAUCGUGAAACUUCAGAUAACUAUCAAUUAACAAUACUUGCUCAUGACUCAGGGCAACCUAUUCGUCUCUCUGCUACAACUACUAUUUUAGUAGAAGUUCUUGAUGAAAAUGAUAAUGCUCCUAUUUUUACUCAAACACAAUUAAAAGUAUCAGUAUUGGAAACCGAACCAAUCAAUAAGAAAAUCAUACAAUUUCAUGCAACAGAUGCUGAUCUAGGAAUAAACAAAGAGUUGCAGUUUUCUAUUACGUCUGGUAAUAGGAAAGAAGCAUUUUUUAUAGACAGUUACUCUGGAGAAUUAUUUUUACACAAACAGUUAGACUACGAAGACCUUACGUCGUAUGUUUUAAAUAUUACUGCGACAGAUAAUGGAAGUCCUAGUUUAUUUUCUAGUAUUGCUUUUACUGUAAAUGUGAUCGAUGCAAAUGAUAAUGCACCUGUUUUUACCAAUACGGCUAUAGUACGACAAAUUAGAGAAGGCAUACCAAAGCAUACUCCUAUAGUAACAGUAACUGCAGAGGAUCCCGAUUCUGGUUUAAAUGGUAAAGUUUAUUAUUCAAUCACACAUCAGGAUCCAAAUAAUAACAGACGUCAUUUCGCUAUAAAUAAUGUCACUGGAGUUAUACAUACUUUGUUACCUAUUGAUAGAGAAAAUAUAGACACAUUUAGAAUAACUGUGGUUGCCUAUGAUAGAGCACAGCCAGCUUCUGCAAGAUUGUCGGCUGAAAAAUUAGUGACUGUCAUCGUUGAAGAUAUAAACGAUAAUGCUCCAGUAUUUGUUUCUAUGAAUGCUGCUGUAAUUAAUUUAGAAAGGAUGGGAAAAAAUGUCGGUCGAGGAAUAUUUAUAAUGAACGUGUUAGCACGUGAUUUAGAUUCGGGUACAAAUGGGCUGGUCACUUAUAAGCUUAUUCAUGGUGGGAAUGAUUUAUUUGACUUGCAUAGAAGUAACGGGGCGCUUACGUUACGAUACCCACCAUCUAUGCCAGAGGCCAGGUGGAACCUGGUUAUAAAAGCUACAGAUGAAGCCGUGUUAAGUGAACAAAGAAGUACAGAAACUUAUCUUAGUGUUAUUAUGGGUGGAACUGAAUUAGAGGGUGUUAUUUGGACAAACAUUGGCUCAGUUUCUGUAGCUGAGAACGAACCGGCAGGCACAGCUGUGUUAAAUCUUACUAAUAACUAUAAAUCUGGAUUAGAAUAUUAUAUUGUUAAUGUGACCGGUGAUGGUAGGCAAGUGGAUAGACUAUUUGAUGUAGAUUCUUCCUUGGGAAUUUUGUCAACAGCAGUAUCAUUAGACCGUGAAGCUGGAAUUAAUAGAUAUGAUGUCGAAAUCUGUGCUGUGUCUUCAGGAAAUCCUCUCAAAACCACUAGGACUAAGGUGCAAGUUAUAAUUCUGGACAAAAAUGACAGCCCACCAGAAUUCAAGAAUAUACCAACGGCAUAUCUUGCUUCUGAAGACCUAGCACCAGGUCAGCGCAUUGCUACUAUCGUGGCUGAAGACCCAGACACUAUCGGAAGUAUUGUAUACAGUAUCCAGACAGAAGAACCGGUGCCUUUUAUAUUGGAUUCUAAAACUGGAUUGCUUACGCUUAAAGAUCCUUUGGAUAGAGAAACUAUAUCAGAAUACGAAAUUUUAGUGAGAGCUGAUGACGGAGUACAAUUUACAGAUGUCUCUAUAAUAGUGCAAGUGACGGACACAAAUGAUAACCCGCCAACAUUCAAAGAGAACGCAUACUCCUUUAAUAUACCUGAAAAUGCUGCCAGAGGUUCAAUAGUCGGCACAGUGGCAGCUAUAGAUCUAGAUUCUGGCCCCAAUGCACAGCUGACGUACACUCUCAUAUCGGAUUGGGCCAAUGAUGUAUUUUCAUUGAAUCCGCAAACCGGAGUAUUCACGUUGACAACGCGAUUAGACUAUGAAGAGACGCAACACUACAUUUUAGUGGCUCAAGCUCAAGACAAUGGACAUCCAUCCCUUUCUGGAACUGUCACGGUUUACGUAAAUGUAAUUGAUCUCAAUGACAAUGCUCCCAUUUUUGAUCCAAUGAGUUUUUCCAAUGAAAUAUUAGAAGACGUACCAAUCGGAUCAUCUGUUGUGACAAUCAGUGCAACAGACAUGGAUUCAGGCUUAAAUGGAAAAUUACUCUACAUAAUUACAUCUGGGGAUGAUGGUCACGACUUUAUGAUAACAAACAAUGGCACUAUUUAUACUGUAAAAUCAUUGGACAGGGAAAUAAUUCCUAUAUAUAAUUUAAUUGUAACGGCUAAGGAUUCGGCGAAACCUCCAGAGCCGCAACUUUCUUCUACUGUUCAGGUAACCAUUCAAUUAAAAGAUGUGAAUGACAUGGCUCCUGAAUUUUUAUCACCUAAUGUAACAACAGUGUCGGAAAAUAUACCACUAAAUACAGUCGUGAUGACUAUAAAAGCUAUUGACAAAGAUGAGGGAAGAAAUGGAUAUGUAGAAUAUUUUAUAAAUCCGGAUUCUGAUAUUAAUGGUUAUUUUUCAUUGGGGAAUGUUGAUGGAAUAUUACGGGCAACUGGUAGACUUGAUAGAGAAUUAAAGUCUAGUUACAUUAUCACAGUAACUGCUAAAGACAGAGGCGAUCCUCCAAAUGUUACUAAAACUAAAUUACAAAUUAAUAUCCUUGAUGAAAAUGACAAUAGUCCUGUGUUUGACCCAAAACAAUACAGUGCGUCUGUUCCAGAAAAUGCUAGUAUUGGUGCUAAUGUGCUACAAGUUUCUGCUACGGAUAUUGAUGAAGAUGCUAAUGGCAGAGUGAGAUAUUCAAUAGCGUCUGGUGAUGAAAAUAGAGAUUUUAGUAUAAGUGAAGAUACGGGAAUAGUAAGAGUGGCUAAAAACUUGAAUUUUGAAAGAAAAUCUCGUUAUGUACUGACAAUUAGAGCCGAAGAUUGCGCUAAAGACGAUGUUAAAUAUGAUACAGCUGAGAUAUCUAUUUCUAUACAAGAUAUAAAUGAUAACCCGCCUACUUUCUUAGAUUCUCCAUACUUAGCAUACGUAAUGGAGAAUGUAAUACCACCUAAUGGUGGUUAUAUAAUAACUAUACAUGCAUAUGAUGCAGAUUCACCGCCAUUUAACAAUCAAGUACGUUAUUUUAUUAAAGAAGGUGAUGCAGAUCUAUUCAAAAUAAAUGCUUCCUCUGGCCAAAUUUCUUUAUUGAGAACGUUAGACAGAGAAUCACAAGACGAAUAUACAUUAGCUUUGGUUGCAAUGGAUACAGGUUCACCACCUCUUACUGGAUCUGGCACUGUAAAAAUCAUUGUACAAGAUGUCAAUGACAACAGCCCGGAUUUUGAAAGACAAAGCUACAAAGCUACAGUAAAAGAAAACUUAUCUCCAGGAACAGUUAUUCUUUAUCCUAAAGCUACAGACAAAGACCUCGGCAAUAACGCAAGGAUUAGAUAUAGUCUUUUUGGAGAUAAAUCAGAAAGAUUUUCAAUUGACUCUGCGUCAGGCGUUAUUUCGACAAACGCAACUUUGGAUAGGGAGGAAUGGAAUAUCUAUUAUCUAAUAAUUAUGGCACAAGAUUCAUCUACCACUGAUCCGCGCACUGCCACUGCCAACCUUACAAUAAUUGUUGAAGAUGAAAACGAUAAUACUCCUACCUUUGCUCACUCUGUAUAUGAAACACAUAUUUCAGAACGGACUAUGAAAGAUGAUUUUGUUUUUGGAGUCAAGGCCAAAGAUAAUGAUAUUGGAUUAAAUAAAAAAAUCGUUUACAGUCUAAGAGGAGAACAUGAAAAAAUAUUUAAUAUAAAUAGCGAAACUGGUGUUAUAAAAGCUAAAGACAAUAUUAUCAAAUAUGUAAGUAGGAGUAGAUCUACGUUUAAUUUGGUAAUAAUAGCUACUGACAAUGGUGAUAAUCCACGACAAAGUACGGCAGAAUUGAUACUUAUAGCUAAAUCAGUGAAAAAUUUUCCCAAGUUCACUGUCACAAAUAAACUAACAUUUACUUUCUCUGAAGAUACUUCAGAAGGUGUAUUAGUGACCAGACUUUCUGCUACUUCCCCUAAAAAAGGGCCAUCAGGAUUAUUACAAUAUGCGAUUGCUGGUGGUAAUGUAGGUGAUGCUUUAAGGAUUGAACCUAUCAGCGGUGAAGUAUUCAUUACCGGAAAGGGAUUGGAUUAUGAAACAAUGCCUUUAUAUGAAGUAUGGUUUGAAGUUCGUGAUUCUGAUAAUCCACCUUUAAAAUCUUUUAUAGAAAUAGAAAUAAAAGUAACAGAUGCAAAUGAUAACCCUCCAGUAAUUGAAAAUAAUUUGUAUAAUGCUACAGUACCAGAAGAGGAAUCUCCUCCUCAGCUGGUUAUUAAAAUCGAUGCUCAUGAUGAUGACUCAAAUGAAAAUGGUAGAAUAUCUUUUAAGCUGGUCAAUGAUUAUGAGGAAACAUUUAAAAUUGAUUCUGAAACAGGAGAAAUAUAUACUAACAUACCAUUAGACAGAGAAUCAAUACCAUAUUAUGAGAUUUUGGUUGAAGCAGUAGAUCAUGGCGUACCUCAGUUAGUAGGAACUUCAACAGUUAUUGUAACAGUUCAGGACAAAAAUGAUAAUCCACCAAGAUUCACAAGACUGUUUAGUGUUAAUGUAACAGAAAACGCUGAAAUAGGAUCUUUUGUUAUAAAAGUUACAAGUUCAGAUUUAGACAUAGGUUCAAAUGCAAAUGCUACUUAUAGUUUUGUAGAAAACCCAGGAAACAAAUUUAUUAUAGACUCCGUAAGUGGUAAUGUCACUGUCGCCCGCCCAUUAGAUAGAGAAUUGCAAGAUGAGUAUAUUUUGAAGGUCGCCGCUAUUGAUGGAGCUUGGCGUUCUGAAACACCGUUGACAAUAACAAUUCAAGAUCAAAAUGACAACGCUCCAGAAUUUGAAUAUUCUUUUUACAGUUUUAAUUUUCCUGAAUUACAAAAGAAAAACAGUUUUGUGGGGCAAGUCAUUGCUACUGAUCGAGAUAAACAAGGCCCUAACUCUAUAAUUUCAUACUCUUUGCAACAACCAUCAGAUUUGUUUGCUAUUGAUCCCGCUACUGGAGAAAUUAUGAGUAAAUUUAUGAUGAAUUACAAACGGACAUCUAUUAACCAAUCACCAGAAAAUACGUAUUCGCUAAUUAUAGUAGCUACAGAUAAUGGAAAGCCUCCAAUGUCAUCUGAAUGUUUGGUUACAGUAAAUGUGGUAGAUGCCAAUAACAACGCUCCUAAAUUUAAUCAACAUGAAACGUUUGUUCCCGUUCCAAAAGACGCUACAUUGGGCGAAAAAGUUAUCAAAUUAACUGCACGAGACGAUAAGGAUUUUGGUAUAAAUGCCGAAAUAGAGUAUCAUGUAGUUAGUGGAAAUGGUACGGCAUAUCUUGCCGUGGAUAAAUCAGAUGGCUGGAUAAUUGUAAAUAAACAAUUUCAUUAUUUAGGACAAUACUACAAACUUAAAGUAAAAGCUAUUGAUCGAGGAGUACCUCCACAAUCAGAUGUUACAACUUUAACCUUCGUUGUAACAGGCGAAAACAUAUAUAGUCCCAAAUUUACUGCUUUAAGUUAUCAAGUUAUUGUACCUGAAAAUGAACCUGUAGGCUCUUCAAUACUGACAAUAAAAGCAAGCGAUGAAGAUGAUGGACCCAAUGGUAUAAUUAGAUAUGCAAUAUCAUCGGGCAAUGCUGGAAAGGAAUUUCAGAUUCAUCCUAUUACUGGAACUAUUAGUAUACUCCGUCCAUUAGAUUACGAUACAAUACAAGAGUAUCGACUGAAUAUAACUGCUGAAGAUUUAGGCUUCAAAUCAAAAGAAACCACCGCUACUCUUACAAUUAUUUUAACUGAUAUAAAUGAUAAUGCUCCACAAUUUAAUCAAACAUAUUAUGAAGCAUAUUUACCAGAAAACUCGCCGGUUAAUAGUUUUGUAUUUAAAGUUACAGCUACAGAUAUUGAUUCGCCAAAAAAUGCAAUUAUCAGGUAUUUUAUCAAAAAUUCUACGAUUUCUCUGUUUCGGAUAAACUCAAAUACAGGAGAAAUUUUUUCUAAAGAUAUGUUUGAUUAUGAAGAAAAGACAUCAUAUAGUUUAGAAGUAUUGGCAGAAAAUCCAGACUCUACUAUGCGAAGUACAACUGAAAUAGUUGUACAUAUAACAGGUGUUAAUGAAUAUUAUCCAAAAUUUAUCCAACCUGUUUUUCAUUUUGAUGUAUCAGAGUCGGCUGAAGUAGGCACAAAUGUGGGCGUUAUCAAAGCUACAGAUCAAGACAGUGGCGAGGAUGGUAUUAUUUAUUAUUUAUUUGUUGGUUCUAGUAAUGAUAAAGGUUUCAGUAUUAAUUCUCAGACAGGAGUAAUAAGAGUUGCAAGAUAUUUGGAUAGAGAAACUCAAAAUAGAGUGGUUUUGACUGUAUUAGCUAAAAAUUUUGGUGGAAUUCAUGGAAAUGAUACCGACGAAGCUCAAGUAAUAAUAUCAAUUCAAGAUGGAAAUGAUCCACCUGAAUUCUUAAUUAAUAUUUAUGAAGCAAAUAUUUCCGAGGGAGCUGAAAUAGGCCAAAGAGUAAUUCAAGUUAAAGCUGUUGAUAAAGAUGUUCGCCCACAAAAUAACCAGUUUAGUUUUUCAAUAAUUGGAGGCAACAUUAAUCAAGAUUUUAAAAUAGAUCCCCAAUCUGGAGAAAUAGAAGUUGCACGCCAGCUAGAUAGAGAAACAGUAUCUACAUAUUCUUUAAUAGUCGGUGCUAUUGACACUGGAUUUCCACCACAAACUGGUACAGCUACAGUAAAAAUAACAAUAACAGACAUAAAUGAUAAUGGCCCCGUAUUUGAUGUAGCUAAUUUUGAAGGUAUGGUGUACGAAAAUGAACCUCCUAAUACUAGUAUUACAACAUUAUCAGCAAAAGAUCCAGAUCUACCUCCAAAUGGAGCACCAUUUACAUAUUCGAUUGUUGGAGGCAAACAGAAAUCUUACGUUAAGGUUGAUAAACAUACUGGAGUUAUUUUAACUACAACAAAAAUAGACCGAGAAUUGACUCCAAAUCUAGAAAUAAUACUCCAAAUUGCAGACAGCGGCACUCCAGUUAUGAAAUCAAAUUUUACUAUUUUCGUCAAAAUUUUAGAUCGAAAUGAUAAUCCUCCAACACCUAGAUCAGUACAUAUUCUCGUUUAUGCAUUUAAUAAUAAAGUACCGAAGGGAAAAAUUGCUGAUGUAAAACCUAACGAUCCAGAUAUUAUCGGAGAUUAUAAAUGCAAAAUAAUAAAGGAAUCUACCACUGAUACUACUCUUAAUCUAUUGAAUAUUAAAAAAGGAUGUGAUCUUCAUACCACUGCCAUUAGGCCCGGACAAGGACAUUCAUUUUCCGUACUAGGUAAUGAUGGAAAACAUAGAGACGUCAUAUCUUCAGUUAGUGUCGAAUAUUUUACUUUUGAUAAUUCUACAGUUAGCCAAUCUGUGACUAUGAAAAUUAUGAAUAUGACUUCAUCAGAUUUUCUUUCUAAUUAUUAUCGUAGCUUACUUGAAAUUUUAAAAAUAGGACUACGAAGUAAAGAAAGUAUUUAUUUAUAUAGUAUAAAUGAAGUAAUGGGAAAUUUGGAUUUGACUAUAGCAACUAGAGGAAAUCAUUCAAUAGUUAAAAGAGAAAAUACGGAACACUAUUUGAAAUCCAAACAAGGAGAGCUUUCAAAAUUAUUAAAAAGUCAAGUAAUUGUACCUUAUUUUCCUUGCGCUUCUCAUCAGUGUCAGAAUGGUGGAAUUUGUACAGAUGCUAUUAAAGUACAAGAAGACACUAAAAUAAUUGAAAGUUCUACACUCAUACUUUCUUCGCCACUAAUCAAUCACGAAUAUAACUGUUAUUGUACUGAUGGAUUUAUUGGCGAUAACUGUGAAAAAAGACAAGAUCCAUGUUCUCCAAAUCCUUGUCGUUUUGGUGGACAAUGUCGAAAACAAGGUCAUGACUUUAUAUGUAAUUGCCCAACGCGGCGUGAAGGAAAAACAUGUGAGUUAGAAAGAGAUGAUGUUUGUAAUAAUAAUCCAUGUAAAAAUGGUGGAUCUUGUAAAGAAAGUGCCGAUAGAAAUUCAUUCUUUUGUCUAUGUCGUCCUGGUUAUCGUGGAAAUCAGUGUGAAGCCUUGGUGGAUUCAUGUAGACCUAAUCCAUGUUUCCACGGAGGUAUAUGUAUAAGUCUAAAGCCUGGUUACAAAUGUAGUUGUACAAAUGGCCGAUAUGGCACACAUUGCGAAAGUGCAACGUUUGGGUUUAAUGAGUUAUCCUUUAUGCAAUUCCCAGCACUGGAUGCUUCAACGAAUGAUAUCACAAUUAUAUUUGCUACGACAAAACCAGAUGCAUUACUGCUUUAUAAUUAUGGUAUACAAACAGGUGGAAGAUCAGACUUUAUAGCCAUUGAGUUAUUAGGAGGAAAGCCGGUAUUUUCUUUUGGAGGAUCAAGAACAUCAAUAACUUCUGUCGCCAUAAACAACUUCAAUAGAAACCUAGCAGAUGGUGAAUGGUAUAAGUUAACUGCCACAAGAAAUGGUCGAGUUAUUUCACUAAGUAUUGCAUCGUGUAUAGAUCAUGGUGAUGUUUGUACUGAAUGCGAACCUGGAGAUGACUCUUGCUAUGAUGACGAUACUGGACAAGCAGGUACACUGAAUUUCAACAACGAACCAUUACUUAUCGGCGGACUCCACAAAGCAGAUCCAGUAUUGGAACGGCCAGGUCAAAUCCAUUCUGACGAUUUCGUCGGGUGUAUGCAUAGUAUAUCAAUAAACGGUCGUCUGCUAAAUAUGUCAAAUCCACUACAUGCCUACGGUGUAGAUACUAAUUGUCAACGAUCAGAAAAAGGAGCAUGUCACAAAAGAGACUCUUGUAGAAAUGGCGAAUGUCUUGACAGAUGGAAAACCAAUUACUGUAAAUGUGAUGGAAAUUUUAUAUCUCCAGAUUGUAGUCUUUCUCUGCAGUCCAUCUCAGUAAAUGAAAACGGAUUUAUUUCUUUUAUAGUAUCAGAAAAGCACAGAAGAAUGCAAUUACUUGAAACUUUUUAUGGUGGAAAUACAGGAUGGGAUAAGAAAAUCAGCAGAUCACUUAGCAAAACUGUUAUUAAAUUAAAUAGUCCAGCAAAAAGUUUAUCAUUUUCGUUUCGAACAUAUAGAAAAGAUGGAAUUCUAUUUUAUGCAGCAACCGAUAAAUAUUAUACAUUAAUUGAAUUAUUGGGAGGAAAAGUGAGUUACACAUCUAAACAAAAUACAGUAGUUAAUAUGACCCAAGCGGAACAGAAUGAUGUUUCUGAUGGUACAUGGCAUAAUAUCACAUUAUUUUCACUUGGGAGAAGCAUACGUUUGAUUGUAGAUGACCAGAAUGUUGGCGAAGAACUCGAUUCAGCUGGUGUACAUGAUUUUUUAGAUCCGUACCUUACAGUCAUAUCUUUAGGAGGAAUAAAAACAGAGUGGUUGUCACUAACUAGUUACAAUAAGUUUGAAGGUUGCUUGGCAAAUUUUUCCAUAAAUAAUGAAAUACAGCCAUUUUAUGGAAACGGUAGCAUAUUCAAAGAGGCAUUGCGAAAAGGAAAAAUACUCGCUGGAUGCCAUAAUGCAUUUGGUACAGGUUUAACACCAAAUCCUGAUCCCCUUAGUAUUGGAAUUACUCUUGUAAUAGUAUUCUUUAUCAUACUAAUCGUGGCUAUAUUAGUCUCGUUUAUUUUCUUCCGUCUUCGAAAGCAGAAGAAAGAAAAAGGUCCUACGAAUAAAAGCAAUAUGAUACAUUCUAAACAAAAUGGUGGUCCUGCAAUGUUAAAUGCUCCAAAUCUAAUAGCAGGAACAAAUGACAGUUUAAUGGGACGAAAUUUACACAACAAUGAAACCAAUUUAAGUAACUACAUACCUGAAAAUGUUCAUCAUAUAGUAGGUCCUGAACUUUUGUCGAAAAAAUAUAAAGAUAGAGAAAUUAUGAAUAUCGAUCCACCCAGACCUCAACGUCCUGAUAUUAUAGAACGUGAAGUAGUUGGAAAAAGUCCAGCUCUAAGAGAAGACCAUCAUCCACCACCACCACCUUCUACAAAUACAUCACAUCAUACCCAUGAUCAUCCAAGCGGUAUGGAUUUAAAUUCAGAAGUCCCUGAACACUAUGAUCUUGAAAAUGCAAGUUCCAUAGCACCCUCUGAUAUUGAUAUCGUGUAUCAUUAUAAAGGAUUUCGUGAGGCUGCAGGUGUACGAAAAUAUAAAGCCACUCCUCCUCCAGUUGCGGGUUACCAUCAUAAACAUCAAACACCCCAACAUAGACAUUCACCACAUCAUCCAAGUGGAUAUCCACCAAGAGUAAUACCACAGACUUCUCAACCACCUCCACAAACAAGACAACAUCAGACAACUCCACUUGCACGUUUAUCUCCCAGUAGUGAGCUUAGUCAACAGCCACGAAUACUGACUCUUCAUGACAUAUCAGGGAAACCACUACAGAGUGCCUUAUUAGCUACAACAUCAAGUUCUGGUGGAGUAGGCAAAGAUGCCUUGCAUAGUAACAGUGAGCGUAGUUUGAACAGCCCUGUAAUGUCACAACUAAGUGGUCAAAGUUCUUCAGCUGGUAGAAAAACACCUAGUGCUACACCACAAGUUCCACAAGUAGUUUCUGUUGGAUCGGGAGCUGUCGGCUUAACGGCUGAGGAAAUAGAGAGAAUGAAUGCCAGACAACGAACGUCAAGCUUAGUCUCUACUUUAGAUGCUGUAUCUAGUUCAAGUGAAGCGCCAAGAGUAGGAGGAGUUGGUCACCAUAUGUCACAUAGACAUCAUUCACCACAGGAUGAUAAUAGAAGCUCGACUGGCUCUGAUGAUGAAAGUGGCAAUGAUAGCUUCACCUGCUCUGAAAUUGAAUAUGAUAAUAAUAGUAUUAAUGCCGAUAAACCUGAGGAUGUAAGAAGACAGAAUGUCAGUAGUGGAAGUAAUUCACAAAAACCGAUUCUACCGCCUCCUUAUGAAAGUUUCGAUUCUUCAUUUCGAGGUUCGCUUAGUACUCUAGUCGCAUCGGAUGAUGAUUUAGCUCCUCAUGUUAGUUCAGCAUUAUAUAGACAAGUUAAUGGAUCUCCUGCAUCGGGAACUAUAGGCUGGGAUUACUUAAAUUUAUUAAAUUGGGGUCAAAAUUUUGAAAGUAUGAUUGGUGUUUUCAAAGAUAUUGCAGAACUACCGGACUCUGUAAACGGUCGAAUGUCUUCCUCUUUAAGACUUCCUAACGGUACGCCAAAGCCGUCGGAAGAAUACGUAUAAUUGUGAAAAUAUGUUGUACAUACUAGUUUUAAGAUUUGUACAUUUAUUGUUAUGAUCUUGUAUCAAGGUCUUUAGAUUCUUUCUUGCCAUAAAUUGUUACAUAAUUGUAAUUAUGACAUGUGGAUUCUUUGUACUAAAUAUAUUAAACUUUCAACCUCAUUACAUGUAUAUGACUUUUAAAUAAUUUGUAUAUACAUAGGUAAAUAUUGAAUAUUUUGUAUACUCUUUGAUAAAACAUAAUUUUUAUUGAGCAAUGUUAACGCUAUUACAUUUAUAGCUCAAUCUUUAGUCUACAUUCCAUAAGAAUCAAAGUUUGAAAACUAAACACAUUUCAUUCUUAAUGUGAUACUUUUAUUUUUGGCAACUCAGUAAUAGUUAUCAAUAUAUUACAUUGUACAAAUUAGAGCUCUGUCUGUUUCCAUAAAUAUAGUGUAUUGUAUAAAAAAUAUGGUGGUUAUUGUAUAUAAUGUUAUAUAAUACGCUUAUAUUAAGUAGGCAUAGUAAAUUAUUGUGAUCUUAAAACCCUGUAAGUAUAAUAAUUUUGCAUACUUCCAUACUGUUUUCAUAGUCGGAGCUCUUUACAAAUGUUCUACAAAUUAUAGUAUAUUCCGCCAUAUUAUGUAGUGAACAAAGUGCCAAAAUGCAUGCUAUGUUCAACAGAACUGACUAAAUAUAAGUAUAUGCAAAUAAAUGUAAAUGAAUUAUAUUGUGUUUUAAUUCAUUGUGUACCAACGUAUCUUCAGUCUCCAAUCUAUAAUUAAAUUUUUAUUUAGUUAAGAUGAUUACCAUAUUCUGUCUCUAUUUGUAUUCACUUUUUAUUCUUUAGGUAUGAGGUAGAAAGAGACAACCGAAUAUAAGUCUAUAUCCUUACACAAAUAUACUUCUUGACUAAAUUCAUAGGCUUUUCAUAUUUUAAUUACAGUAUUUUAGAGUUUAAUACAAGUCCUGUUCUAAAAAAUGUAUUUUAUACAGACAGUAGUAGCCAAAGUAAUUUUUCUAUCUUACAUUUGAUUUAUUAAGAUUUCUUAUGCAACUAGCAGAUAUAGCAAAUAAGCUAAUGGCUCACCUGAUAGAUAUUGAAAUAAGUGUAACCGACGUUCUACAUUCAGACACUCAAUUAUAAUUUCCACGAAUGCUAAAAGAAUUUACCAAUGAUGUAAAGAAAAAGUGCAUAAGAUGAUCCCUGUAAGGGAAAUUGAACGUUAUUCCUAAAUCAUGGAAUAGAAUUUCAUUGUAUAUUUGUUUACGGCAAGAGCAGUUAUGUUGCAAAUGUCAUACUCAAUUUUGAGUUUCUGUAUUGAUAAGAUGAUUUCCGGGAUUGUAUUGCUCUUAUUAACGAAAUUGAAAACAUAUUCAAGGAUUGCGUUAUAUUUUUUUUUGUACAUACGACAUUAUUAUAUUUAUUAAUCCAAGUAAGAAUGUACAAUAAAUGUCAAGUUUAAAUUUAAUUUUACCUUGGAUCAAUGGCUAUUACAGAUUGAUUGACAUGAUAUAGUUAUAUUCUAACUAUAUAUAACUAAUCUUUCGAAAAUAUUUCACUGGACGGCGUCAAUCCUAUUGCCGUAAUUAAGAAGGAUUAUAUCUUACAUCCUGAUGUAGGAAACACAAUAAAGUGACGGAAUAAGUUAACUUAAAUAUCAUUAUAUUAGGAAAAGGUUAAGUAAUAAAUAUAUUUACAAUAUUUACAUAAUCAGCAUCUAUGAUAGCGAGGUGUAAUUAAAUUAUUUCAAUUACAAAAAGAAUCAUUGUGUCGGUUUAGAAUUGUCCAGAUGCAUUAUCUAAUUAAUAAUAUACUAAAAAUGUAAUCACAUUGUUCUUAAUGCCACUCAUAGUAAUUGUAGAUUAAAAAUCUCCUAAUCAUAGACAAGUAAUAAGAACCUAUUUAUUUUUCACUGCAAAAACUAAAUUCUACUAUUUAUACAAGUUUAAAUACCUAUACAAAUAAGAAAUAAUUUCGUAUUGUUUACUUGAUAAGAAAGUGGCAUACAUUGUAAGUAUUUACUAUUAGAGCGUCAAACACUUUGUCCUUAAAUAUUAUCAAUGGGGGCCCUACAGGCAAUUACCACCAAUGUUAGGUACAGGUACUACAAUUCCAAAAAAAACUGCUUGUAACGGUGGUGAUAAGAUGACAAAAACACGCAUGUAAGUGACGACAAUUUUAAUAUCAUUUACAUGUCAAUUUAGAACAAAACAGGGUUGAGUAGUUUUGGUGCCUAGGUGGAAUUUAAUUAGAAUUUUGUCGAAGAACAUUAUUUACAAUAUACGGCGGAUAUUAUAUUGCUAAAAUCAUAUUACUUUAAGCAUUAUAUUAUGGAAGUACAAUGAAUGUAUGAAGAUUAGGAGAAAAUAUAUGUUUGAUACGGAAUAUAGUGAUAAAAUGUACAUGUAGUUACAUAUAGAUAUUAAUUAUUAAACAAAAGUACUCUACUUCUGUUUCUUAAUUAAUAUCUAUAAGUAUUCUAUCUUUUCAAAUUAAUACGUAACAUCUCAGGAAUUAGCAAUAAAAACACAAAUGUCAAAAAAUAUUUCCGUAUUCCUAUAUACACAGAACCACCAAGUUCUAAACUAAACAAAUCUAUAUUAUAAGCUCUAGAAAACUUGAUUAUAACCGUAGGCAUACCUACACACAAUAUAUAGAAAACAUCCAGACCAAUAGAAACAAAUAUACGUAUUCAUGAACACAAAUGUUUAUAUUGUUUAAGAAUCAAAUCAACUUCAGAAAGUGUAUUUAAUAAUAAUAUUUAAAGUAUAUACAUAUAGAAUAGACUGGUAUUAUUUGAAAUAUUUAUUAAUAUCCUUAUGGUAUUCUUCAAAUAAGUAUUAAUUUUUUUAGACGUUUCAAAUUUAAGCAAUUAAUUAAAUGAGGUAGUUCAAUAUCUAUGGUGCGACAAUUUUACAAUAUAAGAUCCCUCAUUAAACCAAAUAUUAGCCUACCUAUGCAUUAUUAUUAAAACUGAAAUAUGGUCCUCGCUGAUAAUUUGGCUUUGUAUUUCAAAUACGAGAAAAAACACAAGUUUUUAGAAUAUACUCAGUGGUAAGAAUUUCUAUAUAGAACAAUUAAGUAUUGCCCUUAAGUAGUUGUACUAUAAUAUGAAUAGAACACCUGAAUAGUUUUACAAUAAAACCAUAUUAAAGUACACCAUGUAAAUAUGUCGGCGAUAAGCCCCUUAAAUUACUUAGAGUCUCAGUUGGGUAGUAACUUUGAAGGAGUAAAGUAGCUACAAAAAGAGAAAAGAAAUAUAAAUCGGUCUUUCUAUUUAAAAAAAUCAAUUUACGCAAAAUAUUUAGAAAACUGAUAAUGCUGGUGUUGGCAACACUUCUUAUACAAACGUUUUUCGGUAAGUUUUCAAAUUUAAAUAACAUGUUGAAAUAAAGUAUAAAUUCUAGUGAAUUAUUUAUUAUGUUACUAAAAUGAAAGAGAGUUAAAUUAAAAUAAAAGAGUUAAAUAAAAUGUAGGCACAUCCUUGUAUGAAUAGGCUGAUGAAUUUAAAGGAAGGAAAACAGGUAUGUCACACAUAAUACCUUACAUUGCCUAUUGCUAGGUAAAAGUACCUUGUCUGAAAUUAAAUCUGACCGAUGUAUAAUACGGUAUAUGAGAUUUUCUAUUUCUAACUCUUGGAUAAUGGAAAUAUUUAUUAUAAACUAUACGACAGCAGCAGACAGUCACCUGUUAAUUUGGAUUCAAACAAAGCAUUAGCUAAAUGAGUCUCUCCAAAUAAUACCUAAUCGAGUAAGAUACGAUAUGUGAUGAUAGUUUUUGUACCCAACUUACUAUAUGAGACCUAUGACAACAAAGCACAAUGUCGCAAUUCUAAAAGAAACACUAUAUUUAGCCUCCUAGAUAGAAUGUUUAUGUGAAUUCUUAUACAUAGUCCCUGCCAUGAAAAUCGAAGAUGAUGUUGUUGUUGAUUAUGAUGAAGAAAAAUGGAUAUACAUAAACUUAAUGUAAACAUAGGUGAUUGUAAAUAAUUAGUGAUACUAAUAAAUUACAGGCGAUUUUGUAACAUUUUCAUUUUAUCAUAUCUUUCACAAAUGUUUCCCCUACCGAGCGAAAGACCACAGUCACCAUUUGUUACUUAAUGUUUUGUUGAACACGAUCAUAAUAAUUUCACUAAUUAUUUGUACUCAAUCAUUAAUAUUUUUUCAGCGUUCUAUCCUGUUCAUAGUCAAUUUGGUUGCAUUAGACCUCCUUUGGAAUGCCCCAAUGAAAACGUAACAUUUUGGCUCUAUACGAGGUAAGUUUAACGCUUAUUGGCUAAGAACAACAACUAUGUAUUUUUAAUAUGAAUGAAAUGGCAAACAAUCUGACGAUCCACUUGAGAUUAUAAGUAGCCACUGUCGUCUAUAUUCAUAAGUCGUCUGUGGUAGACAACUAUGAUGUUGGAGGUGUGACCUUCGAAGCCUGUAAUUUUAGUGCCAUAUCUCAUCAUCGACCUGAAACAUAGCCAAACUCGUAUUUGAGAGCGGUCAUAAAAAAAUAUAUAUAGACUAACAGGUGUAAAAUAUCUUUGUAAGUAGACAUGAUGUUAUGUAAUUAGAUUAGGAUUUUCAUAUUUAAUAAUAUUUUAUAUUGGAACUACUAUUAAUACUGAAGAAGUUAUACUAUAAUUGCAGAGAGAACAAAGAUAAUCCU
Messenger RNA from Achroia grisella, 18610 nucleotides. It is a transcript of the gene ft, whose product is annotated as cadherin-related tumor suppressor. Gene Ontology annotation, molecular function: calcium ion binding. Gene Ontology annotation, biological process: homophilic cell-cell adhesion. The transcript is spliced from 10 exons. The record is from RefSeq and is a predicted model, not a curated record. Gene Ontology annotation, cellular component: plasma membrane. Lineage: Eukaryota; Metazoa; Arthropoda; Insecta; Lepidoptera; Pyralidae. Bases 1 to 13977 code for a protein of 4658 amino acids.